Molecule: messenger RNA, 969 nt
Organism: Encephalitozoon cuniculi GB-M1
Lineage: Eukaryota; Fungi; Microsporidia; Unikaryonidae
Exons: 1
Coding region: 1-969 (322 amino acids)
Source: RefSeq, marked provisional
AUGGAUAUAGAGAAGAAAAUAUCUUCGGUGACCCAGACGGCCGGGAAGUGGCUUGAGGACUUUAGAUACAUGGCGUCCAUAGCUCUGAACUUGCUAGAAUGCUUCUUCUAUUCACUUGUCGGGAUCAUAUGCCUUAUGUACUCCGAGAAACCGCUGAACAACAUAUGGUUCAAGUACUUUUCGUGUGUCUUGAUUGUGGUUGGAGUGAUAGACGGGCUCCACAAGGUUCCCACCACCUAUCUGGCGAAAAACAGCAACACCAAGAGCAAGACCUUCAGGUCAAGAAUAAUCAAUCGCCUGAAGGAGCUACGGAGAUUCUUCAUCGAAAACAAGAUCAACAGGAUGAUAGACUUUAUCGGAAACCUUUUAAUGAUCUUUGCAAUCUCGGUAGUGUUGUAUUCAACAUGGACAACCAUAAAACCGGUUCUUGAGAGAAGUGACGAUGGGGGCUAUAGCAGCACUCUUAAUGCUCUUUUCUGCUCUUCAGGGCUCUACAACCUUCUGUCUCUCCUGUACUCGUUCUACAUCCUUAUAAAACAAGGAUGUCAAUACAUAUCUGACUUCAAAAAGCGUGGAACAUAUUCGAAUAAUGCAGGCAUCCGUAUCCGGUUUGAAAACGGUGAGGAGGAGCAUGAUGGAACGGAUAAGGAUCCGUUUUCCGACAUGCCUGUGAUCACUCUUACGGAAGUAGUUUUUCUGCUGAUCUUUGCUGUUUGGGGUGCCUUCAGAGGAGGAUCUGGCUACAUAAAGAAGACGCUUACACCCUCUGUUGUUGUAUUCAAGAUAUCGACUUCGAUACUUCAGUACAUGGUACCGUUUUUCAGGCACUCUGGGAGCAAGAAUGCGAUUCUACUACCCAUCAUUUUUAUAUCUCUUCUAUCUAUCUGUGCAUAUAUCGUCAACGGGCUAGAGUUAAAAAUAUCGGAACUGGUGGGCAGUAAUAAUCUUCGUACUUCCCAGGGCCAAUGA